This is a messenger RNA of Mercenaria mercenaria, 1228 nucleotides long. RefSeq lists its product as uncharacterized. The coding region runs from base 77 to 1108 and encodes 343 amino acids. NCBI's taxonomy places the organism in Eukaryota, Metazoa, Mollusca, Bivalvia, Venerida, Veneridae. The transcript has 4 exons. The record is from RefSeq and is a predicted model, not a curated record.
UAGAAACAGCGACAUUGCACAAGACUAGGGUCACAUUUUAAAAGCGACAUGAUAAAGACAAGUUCAUCGCAAAAUAAUGCAGAAUUCUACCAGCGAAUCAUCAGAUCAGGUUUCCCCGCAUGUGAGUAGCGGACAUUACACGGUUACAGUCACGGACACUACAGACUCUUCAGAUCAGGAUGAUUUCGUUCUUGAUCUGUCUUCCUUACCUUGUGAAUCAGACUACUUGUUCGAUGCCCAUAGUAACAGUGAUAAGAAAACUCUCCAGAGAAGCAUUUAUGACUUCGACACAGUUCCUAAGGGAACCAAGAGGAGAUUUGAAGUCGAAGACAUUCCAGAGGUUAACAUUAGCAGUGGAACAAGUACUUCCGGGUAUGAAUCUGACACCGAGCAUGAUGAGGAAGACAUGACAUCGAAGAAAAAGAAGAAGAAAUUAAGAUGCUAUAAAUACAAAGCUCAACGGAAUCCUUCAAUCAACAUGACAAGCGGCGAAAAAAGAAAAUAUUCCGAAGAAGAGAACAUGCAUCAAAAGAAAAAGCGAUUGAAAACGUCACUGCCAGGUGAAUACGACAAGCUCAGUUCCUCUGACACAAGCUCGAGCACUAACAGUGAUUCAAGCAUAUCCACCUCAGAUUCGAGUUCAGAUUCAAGCUCUUCGAGCUCAGAGUCGAGCUCAGACUCUAGCUCGUGCUCUUCUUCAUGCACAGAUUCAAGCUUAGAUUCCUCAUGCUCUGAUAAUGACACACUUAAUCUAGCAAUACCAUACAAAUGCCUCAACUCUAUUCAAGGAAUCAUCCCAUGCGCAAAAUCAUGCGCGUGCAAAGUUGGACAAAGUAGACCUCCCAUUCCAAUUGAAAGGAAUGGACUAUCAAUACAACCACUUUACAAGAAGCUUUUACAGCGUCGUCUGCUCAGUACGACCAAUACAUUUUCACAUACCUGCUGUAACCGGAAGUGUUAUUUAAACUGGGAGCAAAAUAGAAUAUCACUUGGUCGAAUGGUGGACGAUUAUUGUCAGUCUGGCCUCCGCGUCGACCAUUUCUCGUGGGGUCAAUGGAAACAGACACCGGAAGUAGAUGAGAAGAGUGACGAUGACUGGUUCUGGUGAUUUAAGAAGAACUGUUUGUCGGGAUGAAUUCUGUUUAACGUAUAUAUUCAAAUGGUUUUGUUUCGUGUGCAAUAUGAAAAGUUAUAUUUAUUGAUGAAAAUGUAUUAAAUGUUAACUUUU